Messenger RNA from Lottia gigantea (owl limpet), 978 nucleotides. RefSeq lists its product as hypothetical. Gene Ontology annotation, molecular function: NAD binding. Bases 1 to 978 code for a protein of 325 amino acids. The transcript is spliced from 10 exons. The record is from RefSeq and is a predicted model, not a curated record. Lineage: Eukaryota; Metazoa; Mollusca; Gastropoda; Lottiidae.
AUGUCCGAAAUAAUUGUUUUGCUGUUAGUUCCCAGUAAAAUUCUGGUAGACUAUAUCCGACAACAUUUACAGAAUGCCACUAUUUAUUCUGUUGUUAGAAAAUACGGUGUUCCCCCAGCAGAAGAACAAUUACCAGAUUUAAGCAAAGUAGAAAUUUGCUUUGGUGCCGAAUAUCUUUUCGAUGCGAUUAUGAAGAAGUAUCCGACAAUAAAAUGGUUCCACAGUCUAUCAGCAGGGAACAGCAAGGCAAUGGCUUCACUAAUGAAAUUAAAGGAGAGACCAUUAUACACCAAGAAUAUCAAAGCUUACGACCAGAAUAUGUCACAGUUCAUUAUCACACAUAUUCUGUGUCACGAAAAACGUAUUCUAGAAAAUUAUAAAAACCAACAAGUAAAACAAUGGACUGAUUUUGGCAAUUUUCGAUCUCUAUCAGAUGUUACAAUUGGAAUACUUGGACUAGGAAUUAUUGGUAAAUCAGUGGCCGAUCUUUGUAAAAUAUUUAAUAUGAAGACUUGGGCCAUGACUCGAGUUGAACCGACAGAAAAACUUAGCUCGAUAGACCACUACAGCCAGAACCUAGAAGAUAUAUUAGUGAAUUGCGACUAUAUUGUGGCCUGUUUACCUUCAACCCCUGCUACUAGAGGUAUCCUUAAUGGAGGUGUUUUAUCUAUCUGUAGGAAGAAGCCCGUGGUAAUCAAUGUUGGAAGAGGAGAUCUGAUUAAUGAAGAUUCGGUUAUUACAGCUUUGAGAAGUGGGUGGAUAACAAAUGCUGUACUGGAUGCGUUUGAAAAGGAGCCUCUACCACAAUCUAGUAGACUCUGGACAGAACCUGGUGUGAUUGUCUCGCCUCAUUGUUCAUUUCAACCUUAUGGUCAACAGGAAUGCGAGGAGCUCGCUCAAGGGUUUUUAGACAAUUACCACAGAUAUAUCAGUGGCCAGAAACUUAUAGGUUUGGUGUCUAUAGACAAACAAUAUUAA